AGCGAAUUUUGUUGUUAAAUUGCUGAAUAACAGAGGAAGAAGAAGUAGCAUCCACUUCAAUUUCUUAUAAAUGAUAAUUAAAUUACAAUUCUGAUCGAACGUCUGCCUUUAAAUAAAAUAAAUGUGUUGCUGCAAGACUACAGAGUAUUCGGACUGUGACGUGGAAUAUUAAUGGGUACACAAACAGGCCAAAUUCAAGGUCGUUGUUGCAGUCCGUUGACUAAAUUAAGUGCCUAAUAUAAUCGAUUUAGCCAACAUGGCCUGUGAAGGACAUCGGAAUUCAAGUGAAUGUCGUCUAUCAACUGAUUCGCAACAGUUCAAUCAAAGUUCAAAAAUGACUUGUCUUCUGAGAAGUUUGGAUUCAGGCUUUCACACGGCGUGUUCUGAUGCCAGUGAUUGUAGCUUAAUGUCAAUGGAAGAACGUGAAGGAUCUUUAGCAUUAGCUUUACACGAUGUGCAUAAAUUGCACAGCGAACUGGAGCGUUUGAAUAAGUCUGAACAAUGGUAUAAGCAGGAAUUAAGGCAUCAAAAGCUGGCACGUUUAACGGAUUUAAAAGGAAUUUAUACUAGGGAAAGCAAAUAUUUGCAAGAAAAUCAUAAAUUGCAGCAAGAAUGCGUGAGAUUGUACGACAAGUGUCAUGCUCUAGAGACUGAACUGGAAAAUGACCAUUUAAAAGAUUCCCGAAGAAAAGUUAAGUUUGAAACUAAUAAAGAUCUUGACUCAAAGGGAAAAUCACACAAUUUUGAAAUUGAUCAGCAGCAGAUUGUAAUAAAAGACCAGGAACAUUUGAUUAAUGUUUUAAGAAAACAAAAGCAAGGAUUACUGGACGAUUUAAGAUUACUGUCGGAAGAUAAAGAUGCAAAAGUAUUGGAAUUGCAAAGAUUGCUGGUCGGUAUGGAGACCGACAGUAGCAAUAUUGCCAACAAAUGUAAAAUUUAUGCAGAAGCACAAGAGCAAUUGCAAUUUAAUUUGCAACAACAAAGCGAUGAACUCCUGGAGUUUAAAGAGCAGAAUACUAAUUUGCGACGGAACUUUGAAGACUUAAAAUAUCAAUUGAAGAUGCAAAAAGAUUUAGUGAAAAGCAAAGAACAAAAAAUGGGAGAGUUACAACAAAAUUUCCGAAUGAAUAUGGAGCAUGAACUGGAUGUGAAUGAAAUCCAUAAAUUAAGUAUUUCAUGGCAUGAACAAAUCAAAGCAAAAACAUCCGAGAUCAUAGAACUCAAAAGUAAAGUUAAUGAACUGGAAGAAGAAAUUAAUGCCCUUACCGAUCCGCAAAUGCAAAACGAGGAACAGCAAAGAACGAUUGAGGAAAUAAGCCACUCAUUGCAAACUUGUCUGUGCGAAUUGAAUAAUCUAAAAGACACCGAAGUAAUUAAGGAUCAACAACUGCAAGAUAUGCAAACAAAUGCGGAGCGUUUAAAAGCCGAAAAAGAGGAAACUCACGAAAAAUUGUCAAGAGCACAACAUGAAGUGGCAAAGCUCAAUGCAGAACUUCGAUGCAGCAGAGACAAAUACGAUAUAGUCGAAAAGCUCUGUGAACGGACCCGUUUCGAAUUGCAGUUGCUAGAAUUAGAACAAAAUAAACUAAAAUUUAGAUCUGCCCAAGAUCAAGAAGACAUUUUAGUAUUAAGAGAUAAAUUAAAACUGUAUGUGGAGCAAACUUUACAAUUAAGUGAAAGAAUCAUAACACUUGAGCAACAACUAGAAGUAGUUUUGACCGAAAACUCUUUCUUAAAAGGACGUCGUAAUGAUAUUCGAAAGGAAUUUAAAGAAGAAAGUCAAAAUGAACAUAGAACAGAAAAUCUCCUCCACUAUCUGUCAGAUGCACAUGAAAAGUUGCAAAAUUGCAUCAAACACAAUGAAACUUUACCAUUGGAAGUACUUCAAUCAAGUCAAAACUUAUAUAAAGUUCCAAGAAGAAACUCUGGGGAGUCACAUGAACUGAAUUUUGAGAAAUUAGUCAAUGAAAACGAAAAUCUCCGAAGAAAACUUUUUGAAAUCACAAUAAAAACAAAAGAAUUUGAGUUGAAAGAAGAAAUCAAGGAGAAAUUAUUAAAAUGCAAAGAUUUUGAAGAAAUUCUUAUUAAACAUCGGGGAGACAUAAAUAAAUUGCGUACACAAUUACUAAUCAGUGAUAGUAGAAUUUAUAAAAUACAGCGUACAGUUAACGAGUUGGGGACGAGUUUUGACCUGAAUAUUCUAGAGAUGGACAGAACUCAACUUAAAAGAGCAUUACAAAUUGAAAUUCAAUUAAAGACUGAAAUCGAAGAACAAUUAACGAGCGAACGUAAUUCGAUAGAGGAAUUGCAAGAAUCCUUGAAAAUGUUAAAUGAACAUCGCUCACCCAAGCAAAGCAAGGCUGUGCAAACUGACACCAUGAUUGUAAACGAAUCGAAUGAAAUAAACGAAAACAAUGAAGUUAACGAACUGAGAGAAAAAGUAUUAAAAUUGGAGUUCAAGUUUGGAAGACUCGUUGAGGGGGACGCACAAAAGAGGGAAGGACGCAUACAAGUGCUAAAUAAAUUGAUGAAUUUGCAAGAUGUAAAAAUGUCAAACAUACAACAAAAUCAAAAGGACUGGGAAGAGGUGCUAGCGUCCUUACAAACAGCGCAAAUUAUGGAAGAACAUACAAAACAUGAAUUAGAGCUAAAGAGCAUGGAGUUGGAACAUCUCAAUGAAGUCUUUGCGCAACAGAAUGAAGAGCUAAGAAAAUUGGAAGACUUUGCUGCCGCUCUCGAAUAUAAAAGACAACAGGAAAACAAAACACUCAAAGAAGCAUUCCAACAGGAAAUUAGUGUGAUGCAACAGCAAAUAAAUGAUUGCCAACAUGAAACGGAAAGACAAAGAGAACUUAAUGCAACUUUAACGGCAUUUAACGAACGCUUGCGUAGUAGUUUAAGCGAAGAUUACUCUAUUGAGUUAAAUGAUUACAAAAACGAAAUAUUUACGCUUAAGGUUCAAAUAUCUAAAACUAUAGAGGAAAAGCAAGACCUCAGUGAACGCUUUAAAGAAGUGGAACUGGAAUUAAAGCAACUAAAGGAUGCUAAACGACUCGCUCUAAUCAUGCCGGAAAUGGAAUAUGACUACGAAUCGUUAGAUAAUGCUAGGGAAAUGGCCGUCGAUAAAAGCGGCGUGAGUGAAGACCAUUUACGUAUACUAACAAAAGUUCUGGAAUCAGAGUAUGAGCGUAAGAUGCAACGGUAUGACCACCACAUUCAUUCGCUGCUAAGUAACGUGAAAUCCUUGAAGCACUCGCUUAAAAUACAGGAGCAAGAGGCAAUUUUUUUAAAAUUCGAGCAAUCCCGGACAGCUGAGGAAUUAUGUGAAAUGCAAAAAAAUCAACAUACAUUGGAUGAAAUGCGUUUAAAAUAUGAACAAAGUCAACAGACGAUUAAAGAACUUAAAGUUGCUUUGGAAUGGGAAAGAAAAAAAUUCGAGUCUUCCGAUAUAGGAAAAUCUGUUCUAUUCGAAGAACCUGUUCACGAAGUGGCAAAUUUGAUUGAUGAUUACAAAAAGUUAAUCCAACAAUCAGCGGCAUGUAGUAAGCGGCCUAAAACAAGUACGGUGUUAGAUUUGAUAGCACGCAGUAAUCAGUAUGUUCCAAGUCUACAUAAAUUGGAAGCAAAUUUUGAGGAAUUACGCCGUGACUUGAAGCAACUCUUAAGUCUUCAUAAUAACCAACAUUAUAUGUCUAAUGUCACCGCAGUUAAUGUUGACUCAUUACAUGUCCCCCCUUCUCUAAUGGAUGAACUAAAAGCCGUUUCUCAUGAGCUUUAAGCAACAAAUUUAUAAACUUUUUAACCUUUGCUGCUUUCGUGUAAGCAGUGGACAUAGAGGAAGUCCUUGACAUCUAGGAUUAGUUUAUCUAAACGUUGUAAAGUUUUCAACUGUGCACAUGUUUUCACAUGUAACGUCUAAUGUCCCAGCCAUUAACAAACUUAAAUUGAAAAUAUCUUUGGCUAGCUUAUCAGCUAAUUUUCUUAGCAGUACAGUUAAAGAGGUUGUAACGAAAGGUUAUUUUUCUUGCUCUGGUCCUAUUUUUAUGUAUUCUAUAAUUUUUGGUCAUAUAUGUGCCUCCUAAUUUUAUUUAUAAAAAUAUGUGUGUAUUAACACGUUUGUUUCUAAUUAUUUACUUUUUUACCAAUUUUUCUAUGUUCCGCAGUGAAACAAUUAUAGGCGAACAUAACAGAUGGAUGAAAAACGAUAUUAAAUAUCAAUCCGUUUGCCGUAAUAAAUCUUUAUGUAUACAAAGAAUUUUAUUUUCACUAAAAAUCAAAAUACUUUAUUUGAUAUUUAUGUCGGCUAAAGAGUUUUCAACUACUUGUGUAUUAUUUUGAGCUGCUUCCUUGAAGGUCUUCCACUUAUCCAACGCUACUGUACAUUUUGCAAAUUCGCUGCGAUGACCAUAGCUGGUGGAAUAGUCGGACGCAGCAUUGUCGAAACAGUUCGAAUCAAUAUCAACGUUACCUUUUUCGGGCACUUCCGCGGCCCUAAAUUAACUGGCGAUAAUUUGUUUGCUACGAUCCAUCUACCAUUUUUCAAAUUGUCUCUUGAUGACUGUCAGUUUUUGCCGAAUUCUACAACCAAUUGCAUUCGGAGCACGUAUGGUUUUAUCGUAAGCUCAAAAGCCUAUUAAAUAUAUAGCCCCGAAAUG
Glossina fuscipes is the source of this 4655-nucleotide messenger RNA. Its product is annotated as golgin subfamily A member 4. NCBI's taxonomy places the organism in Eukaryota, Metazoa, Arthropoda, Insecta, Diptera, Glossinidae. The coding region runs from base 257 to 3778 and encodes 1173 amino acids. The transcript has 4 exons. The record is from RefSeq and is a predicted model, not a curated record.